CGCAAUCUCUCGAACUUUUUACGAAGCUCGACCAAGCCGACUACUUACCAUCCGCAGCAUCACCACCACAGCCGCCGCCAAACAGACAAGAUGGGCCGACUUCACAGCAAGGGCAAGGGCAUUUCUGCCUCCGCUCUCCCCUACUCCCGCGCCGCCCCCGCGUGGUUGAAGACCACCCCCGACCAGGUCGUCGACCAGAUCUGCAAGCUCGCCCGAAAGGGUGCUACCCCUUCUCAGAUCGGUGUCGUCCUCCGUGACUCCCACGGCAUUGCCCAGGUCAAGAUUGUCACCGGUAACCGAAUCCUCCGAAUCCUGAAGUCCAACGGCCUCGCCCCCGAGCUUCCCGAGGAUCUGUACAUGCUCAUCAAGAAGGCUGUUGCUGUCCGCAAGCACCUUGAGCGCAACCGCAAGGACAAGGACUCCAAGUUCCGCCUCAUUCUCAUCGAGUCCCGAAUCCACCGUCUUGCCCGCUACUACAAGACCGUCGGUAUCCUGCCCCCCACCUGGAAGUACGAGUCCGCUACUGCCAGCACCAUCGUCGCUUAA
Molecule: messenger RNA, 546 nt
Organism: Fusarium falciforme
Lineage: Eukaryota; Fungi; Ascomycota; Sordariomycetes; Hypocreales; Nectriaceae
Exons: 4
Coding region: 91-546 (151 amino acids)
Biological process (GO): translation
Cellular component (GO): ribosome; nucleolus; cytosolic small ribosomal subunit
Molecular function (GO): small ribosomal subunit rRNA binding; structural constituent of ribosome
Source: RefSeq, a predicted model, not a curated record